AGGUUGUCAAACAAACCACAUAAAAAUUAAUCAUGUUCUUGCAAUAAAAAAGGAAACGGCGUUUUUGAUUUGUUUAGUAAGCUUGGGCCAUUCAAACGCGUCUGACUGUUGACUUUGUUGGCUUGAUACAACAAUGCUUCAGUCUACACUAAAUGCGUUCGUUAUAUUAAGUUUGAUUUGUUCUUGCACAUGCAUUCACGUUCCCUUUGAUCUUAAUGGAUGGAAAGCUGUGCAACUUGACAACAAAAAAGUUCUGGAUUCAAUGAUUCUAUCAGCUGAACAUCUCCAAGGAGCGCUGAAGGAACCAGUCACUGCUUUUAAGUGGGAUGAGACCAUUCCAGACUGGGAUUUAUACCGAGUGUCAUUCCAAGGUGGAUUUCAACAGGGAAAAGAUUUUGAAUGUCACGCAGAUGCGGUGUGGAUAACUAAUCCUUCGAAUGUAACAGUGUUCAAUACAGGUUGCAUUGAGGUAUCUUCGAAUCCUACACAAUACUGACUGUUGUAGGCAUCAGAAACUUGUAAAAGCGCAUUUCAUGGAGCAAAGUGCAUACACUCUAUUUAAUAACUGUAUCAUACUGUGAAAACUAGUCAUAAGUUUUGUUUUUAGAAAUUAAAUACUACCAAACUUAUGGACAUAUCUCGGUUGCAGUCGUGAAAGUGGAAAAGCUUUAUUGUGAUUCUUGGUUAAAUGUUUUCUCAAAGAUUAACAAAGUAUUGCACCGCAAAUUGUUCAUGCAAUUCUAACAUAUUGUAAGCAUGUGUUUUUAAUUAUAUUUGGUACAGAAUAAAUCUUUUAAAUGCACAA
Molecule: messenger RNA, 805 nt
Organism: Mercenaria mercenaria
Lineage: Eukaryota; Metazoa; Mollusca; Bivalvia; Venerida; Veneridae
Product: insoluble matrix shell protein 2-like
Exons: 3
Coding region: 134-496 (120 amino acids)
Source: RefSeq, a predicted model, not a curated record